This is a messenger RNA of Pongo pygmaeus (Bornean orangutan), 4884 nucleotides long. It is a transcript of the gene GAD1, whose product is annotated as glutamate decarboxylase 1. Gene Ontology annotation, cellular component: cytoplasm; presynaptic active zone. Gene Ontology annotation, biological process: GABA biosynthetic process. Bases 193 to 1977 code for a protein of 594 amino acids. Lineage: Eukaryota; Metazoa; Chordata; Mammalia; Primates; Hominidae. The transcript has 17 exons. Gene Ontology annotation, molecular function: glutamate decarboxylase activity; pyridoxal phosphate binding. The record is from RefSeq and is a predicted model, not a curated record.
UAGCGAGAACGAGGAAGCAGCUGGAGGUGACGCCGGGCAGAUUACGCCUGUCAGGGCCGAGUCGAGCGGAUCGCUAGGCGCUGUGCAGAGGAAAGGCAGGAGUGCCCGGCUCGCUGUCGCCGAGCCGAGCUUGUUUCUGCGCCGGACCAGUCGAGGACCCCGGACAGUAGAGGCCCCGGGACGACCGAGCUGAUGGCGUCUUCGACCCCAUCUUCGUCCGCAACCUCCUCGAACGCGGGAGCGGACCCCAAUACCACUAACCUGCGCCCCACAACGUACGAUACCUGGUGCGGCGUGGCCCAUGGAUGCACCAGAAAACUGGGGCUCAAGAUCUGCGGCUUCUUGCAAAGGACCAACAGCCUGGAAGAGAAGAGUCGCCUUGUGAGUGCCUUCAAGGAGAGGCAGUCCUCCAAGAACCUGCUUUCCUGUGAAAACAGCGACCGGGAUGCCCGCUUCCGGCGCACAGAGACAGACUUCUCCAAUCUGUUUGCUAGAGAUCUGCUUCCGGCUAAGAACGGGGAAGAGCAAACCGUGCAAUUCCUCCUGGAAGUGGUGGACAUACUCCUCAACUAUGUCCGCAAGACAUUUGAUCGCUCCACCAAGGUGCUGGACUUCCAUCACCCACACCAGUUGCUGGAAGGCAUGGAGGGCUUCAACUUGGAGCUCUCUGACCACCCCGAGUCCCUGGAGCAGAUCCUGGUUGACUGCAGAGACACCUUGAAGUAUGGAGUUCGCACAGGUCAUCCUCGAUUUUUCAACCAGCUCUCCACUGGAUUGGAUAUUAUUGGCCUAGCUGGAGAAUGGCUGACAUCAACGGCCAAUACCAACAUGUUUACAUAUGAAAUUGCACCAGUGUUUGUCCUCAUGGAACAAAUAACACUUAAGAAGAUGAGAGAGAUAGUUGGAUGGUCAAGUAAAGAUGGUGAUGGGAUAUUUUCUCCUGGGGGCGCCAUAUCCAACAUGUACAGCAUCAUGGCUGCUCGCUACAAGUACUUCCCGGAAGUUAAGACAAAGGGCAUGGCGGCUGUGCCCAAACUGGUCCUCUUCACCUCAGAACACAGUCACUAUUCCAUAAAGAAAGCUGGGGCUGCACUUGGCUUUGGAACUGACAAUGUGAUUUUGAUAAAGUGCAAUGAAAGGGGGAAAAUAAUUCCAGCUGAUUUUGAGGCAAAAAUUCUUGAAGCCAAACAGAAGGGAUAUGUUCCCUUUUAUGUCAAUGCAACUGCUGGCACGACUGUUUAUGGAGCUUUUGAUCCGAUACAAGAGAUUGCAGAUAUAUGUGAGAAAUAUAACCUUUGGCUUCAUGUCGAUGCUGCCUGGGGAGGUGGGCUGCUUAUGUCCCGGAAGCACCGCCAUAAACUCAAUGGCAUAGAAAGGGCCAACUCAGUCACCUGGAACCCUCACAAGAUGAUGGGCGUGCUGUUGCAGUGCUCUGCCAUUCUCGUCAAGGAAAAGGGUAUACUCCAAGGAUGCAACCAGAUGUGUGCAGGAUACCUCUUCCAGCCAGACAAGCAGUAUGAUGUCUCCUAUGACACCGGGGACAAGGCAAUUCAGUGUGGCCGCCACGUGGAUAUCUUCAAGUUCUGGCUGAUGUGGAAAGCAAAGGGCACAGUGGGAUUUGAAAACCAGAUCAACAAAUGCCUGGAACUGGCUGAAUACCUCUAUGCCAAGAUUAAAAACAGAGAAGAAUUUGAGAUGGUUUUCAAUGGCGAGCCUGAGCACACAAACGUCUGUUUUUGGUAUAUUCCACAAAGCCUCAGGGGUGUGCCAGACAGCCCUCAACGACGGGAAAAGCUACACAAGGUGGCUCCAAAAAUCAAAGCCCUGAUGAUGGAGUCAGGCACGACCAUGGUUGGCUACCAGCCCCAGGGGGACAAGGCCAACUUCUUCCGGAUGGUCAUCUCCAACCCAGCCGCUACCCAGUCCGACAUUGACUUCCUCAUUGAGGAGAUAGAAAGACUGGGCCAGGAUCUGUAAUCAUCCUUUGCAGAACAUGAGUUUAUGGGAAUGCCUUUUCCCUCUGGCACUGCAGAACAAACCUCUAUAUGUUGCUGAAACACACAGGCCAUUUCAUUGAGGGAAAACAUAAUAUCUUGAAGAAUAUUGUUAAAACCUUACUUAAAGCUUGUUUGUUAUAGUUAGCAGGAAAUAGUGUUCUUUUUAAAAAGUUGCACAUUAGGAACAGAGUAUAUAUGUACAGUUAUACAUACCUCUCUCUAUAUAUACAUGUAUAGUGAGUGUGGCUUAGUAAUAGAUCACAGCAUGUUUCCCGCUCCAAGAGAAUUCACUUUACCUUCAGCAGUUACCGAGGAGCUAAACAUGCUGCCAACCAGCUUGUCCAACAACUCCAGGAAAGCUGUUUUUCAAAACGCCAUGUCCUAGGGGCCAAGGGAAAUGCUGUUGGUGAGAAUCGACCUCACUGUCAGCGUUUCUCCACCUGAAGUGAUGAUGGAUGAGAAAAAACACCACCAAAUGACAAGUCACACCCUCCCCAUUAGUAUCCUGUUAGGGGAAAAUAGUAGCAGAGUCAUUGUUACAGGUGUACUAUGGCUGUAUUUUUAGAGAUUAAUUUGUGUAGAUUGUGUAAAUUCCUGUUAUCUUCUGACCUUGGUGGUGGGAGGGGGAGACUAUGUGUCAUGAUUUCAAUGAUUGUUUAAUUGUAGGUCAAUGAAAUAUUUGCUUAUUUAUAUUCAGAGAUGUACCACGUUAAAGAGGCGUCUUGUAUUUUCUUCCCAUUUGUAAUGUAUCUUAUUUAUAUAUGAAGUAAGUUCUGAAAACUGUUUAUGGUAUUUUUGUGCAUUUGUGAGCCAAAGAGAAAAGAUUAAAAUUAGUGAGACUUGUAUUUAUAUUAGAGUGCCCUUAAAAUAAUGAUUUAAGCAUUUUACUGUCUGUAAGAGAAUUCUAAGAUUGUACAUAGAGUCAUAUAUAUGGAAAUCCUGUUACUUAAAUAGCAUCUGCUCUUCUCUUACCCUCUCUGUCUGGCUGUACGUCUGGUGUUCUCAAUGCUUUCUAGUAACUGUUGGAUAAUAACUAGAUCUCCUGUAAUUUUGUAGUAGUUGAUGACCAAUCUCUGUGACUCUCUUAGCUGAAACCUAAGGCAACAUUUCCGAAGACCUUCUGAAGAUCUCAGAUAAAGUGACCAGGCUCACAACUGUUUUUGAAGAAGGGAAAUUCACACUGUGCGUUUUAGAGUAUGCAAGAAGAACAUAAAUAAAUAAAAAUAUUCUCCAUGGAGAAUUUGAACAAAAUUUUCUUCUAGUUUGUGUUUCAUACAGAGACGUUUCUAAUUAGAGUUCCUUGGGUUGCCCAUAGCCCAUUUGCUUUCUGGGCAUGGUGGUGCACGUCUGUAAUCCUAGCACUUUGGGAGGCUGAGGCAGGCAGAUAACUUGAGCUCAGGAGUUCAAGACCAGCCUGCGCAACAGGGCGAAACCCUGUCUCUGCAAAAAAUAUAAAAAUUAGCCAGCUGUAGUGAUGUGCACCUGUGGUCCCAGCCACUUGGGAACCUGAGGUGCAAGGAUCACUUGAGCCUAGGAGAUCGAGGCUGCAGUGAGCUGAAAUCGUGCCACUGCACUCCAGCCUGGGUGACAGAUUGAGACCCUGUCUCAAUCAAUCAAUCAAAUCAUUAUGAUUAUAAUUAAUUAAAUGUGCAGUUCCAGCCUUGAGAAAGAAAAGCCAUCCCUGUUUCUCCUUUUCCUACUUGCAUCUUGGAGUUACAUUCAUUCAGUCAUUCAACAAAAGAUAAGUAUUCCUUCUAGUGGGCAUCUUACAUCACUUGGUGUCUCUGCUAACUGAAUGCCUGUAAGAUCACAGAAGCAUAGCUUCCUGCUGCUUUAUGCUUGUAGAGUGGUCCCCAUUCACUUCCUAGGGAAAUAUAUGUUGGUGCUGGAUCAUUAGGACAUAGGAUUCAUUUUCUACAAUAUUCUUUGUGUGUGUGUGUGUGUGUGUGUGUGUGAGUGUGUGUGUGUGUGAGAGAGAGAGAGAGACAGAGUCUCACUCUGUCACCAGGCUGGAGUGCAGCGGCGCCACCUCAGCUCACUGCAACCUCUGCCUCCCUGGUUCAAGCGAUUCUCCUGCCUCAGUCUCCUGAGUAGCUGGGAUUACAGGCAUGCACCACCACACCCAGCUAGUUUUUGUAUUUUUAGUAGAGCCAGGAUUUCCCCAUGUUGGCCAGGAUGGUCUCGAUCUCUUGACCUUGUGAUCUGCCCGCCUCGGCCUCCCAAAGUGCUGGGAUUACAGGCAUGAGCCACUGUGCCCGGCCCAUUUUCUACAAUAUUUUAUUCAGCUAUAUUAAUACAAUCUCACUCAUUUGGAAUACAAGAAGCUCCCUAUUUAGCACAGGUAGGGAAUACAGAAGAGUCCUUUGUAAUUAGCACACUGAUUGCAUGUAACCAUCGUAUUAAACGACUCUAUAGGGAGUGAUCAUAAAGCCACUUAUUCUUUCUCUCACUGUUUCUUUAAAACCCCUCUGGGGGCUGAUUUUUUCCAUGCCCCCAUUUGAAUUUAGGCCAAUCUCAUAGCUUUUCUGGCCUCUCGGGUGCACGAACAGUCUCAUUUUUGUAACUGAGGGUCCAGGUUGAUGUAAUAAGCAAAGUUUCAAUUUUUAUACGAUAUAGAGUUUCUCCCCCCUCCCCCUGAUCUGGCACUGCUUCAGCUGCAAGCCUACAGUGGCAGGGAGGGCAAGGCUGAUGGUGGGUGAGGUCACCUUUUUUCUUCAUCUUUCAGCUUAUCUCCCUAGCUCCUGUGCUUCCUCAUUCAGGGUCAGGCCUAGCGGGAGAAAGGGAUAAAGAGACAAAGGUAAAAUUUUACAUGGCUAUUAAAUUGUCAUUGGGCAUCAAGUUCCCUGGAAUAUGAGUUUUUGGUUUUUGGGGUUUUUUUUUUUUUUGA